Molecule: messenger RNA, 2907 nt
Organism: Sphaeramia orbicularis (orbiculate cardinalfish)
Lineage: Eukaryota; Metazoa; Chordata; Actinopteri; Kurtiformes; Apogonidae
Product: protein LYRIC-like
Exons: 13
Coding region: 396-2021 (541 amino acids)
Biological process (GO): negative regulation of apoptotic process; positive regulation of angiogenesis; positive regulation of canonical NF-kappaB signal transduction
Cellular component (GO): nucleus
Molecular function (GO): transcription coregulator activity
Source: RefSeq, a predicted model, not a curated record
GAAUGUGGAAGCUCCGUUCCCCCAGCGUCAGGGAAGGCGGCGCGUUUCGACCAGUCAAAACGGAGCCAUAUGAGGUGAACCUGCUGCACCGCGGUCACACUCAACUAAACGCAUUGUGCUGGUCAGCUAACGGUUAUCUGAGGAUGGUAUCAGCUAGCUGCUCUGCUAGUUAGCUCGCUAGUUUAGUCACAGGGAAGUUUACUGGGUUUAGGUAGAUAGGUAGUUUGCUAGCUGGCUAUCUAGCUAGGCCGAUGCUGCUGGCGGAGGAGGGGACGCAUUUAUUGUUAUCCAUAAUGUCGAGCUCGUCCCGUUAUUUUUAGCUAGCACUGCAGGCUAGCGCGGCUAAUAGCAGCAAGCAAAGCGUGACUAAUCGGUCUGUUAGAAAAACAAUAGAAAUGGAGCAGUGGCAGGACGCGGCCUCUCAGCAGCUCAAGCUCAUUUCCAACCGCCUGAACGAACUCCUAUCCACAGGGCUGGACUGGCUGCGCUCCGAGCUCGGCGUGGAUUUGCGGCUGAAGCCUGAGCUUAUUCCGCCAUGGGUGAUCCUCUUAGCGGCAUGUUCCGGGCUGGUGCUGAUGGUCGCUCUGUGGGCCUCAGCCUGCCGGACUCUGUUCAAGAAACGCCCCGCUAUACACGCCUCGGACGACGGGGUGGAGGUUAAGAGAGGUGUUAGCAAACCAGUCAAAUCAGAAGAGCCGAAGAAAAAGAAGAAGAAGGCGGAAAAGAAAGCCCAGCCAAAUGGGAGAGCUGUGGUUGAGCCACAGGAAGAAGCCAUAGUGUCUGAAGAGAUAGUGCCACAUCACCAGCCUCCCCCACCAGAAGUCAAGACCGAGAAGGUUGCAGAGUCAAAGAAAUCUAAGAAGAAGGCCAAACAGGCAGUAAAGGAGACAAAGCCAGUAUCUACAGAUAGCAAGGAACCAGAAGAAGGCACGUGGGAAACCAAGGUCAGCAACAAGGAGAAGCGUGAGCAACGCAAGAAGGACAAGAGUUCCAGCGAUGGCUCGGCGAGUCCUGGAGGCGGGGACACACCUGUGAGCACCCCCCCAGAGCAGCCCAAGGCCACUGCGACCCCCCCACUGGCAACACAGAAGAAGAAGAAAGGAGGAGAAUCCACAAAAGUGAAGCCAGAAAAAGUGGAGGCUGUUGUGCCUAAAGUUAACAGGAGUGAACCGGCUGCAGUAAAUGCUGCUGUGACUGACGUGGCCAUGAAGGUUCCUCCUCAAACUGUGGCCCCACAGAUGGCACACUGGACAUCGAACCGAGAGACGGCAUCACUGUGGGAGUCAGAGACUGAUGGGUCGUGGACUGUGAUUAAGACUGGGAUGCAGCCAACUGAUCUAAAUCUGGUCUCCUUCAGUGGACUUGGAGUUCCUACUACUGAGCCCCAGCCUGUCGGUGACAUGGCCUGGCUGAGUCAGCCUAGAGUCGAUGACGAAUGGUCUGGCCUCAACGGUGGUUCAGUUGACCCCAGUUCGGACUGGAACGCCCCUGUUGAGGUCUGGGGCAACUAUGAGGAGCCCUCUCCUGAGCCGACUCCUCCUCAGGAGCCACCGUGUUCUGAACCAGCCAGCACUAAUCUGCUGAUCGGAGCAGCUGAUGAUGAAGAAGAUGAGAAGGACAAGGGAGACACCUUGGCAGACGGGGCAGCUAAAACUAAAAAGAAGAAAAAGAAGAAGAAGAAGGCAGCUGAAGAGGGAGGGGCCCUUGGCCAGGUCGAGGAGCCGGACAAGGAGGCAGCGCCUGCAGCCUCAGCAAAGAAGCAGCCACCUGUUCAGGAAAACACUGCUGCCGUCCAGCCCAUCAAGGCAGCUGCUGUUGAGGUGAAACUGGAGCAACCAGUGACGAGGACCAAGGACAACAUAUCCCAGAAACCUCCUGUCACACAAGUGCCACUAAAGCCAACUGAUGGAGAGCCCACUGCCAAGCAGAACAACCCUCCUGCUCCAACGCAACAAAAGAAACCUGAGGAGAGCCAGGCGCCAAAACCAGCAAAGAAGAAGAAGGCAAGGCGAGAGACAUGAGACCACAUGAGUCCAAUCUGCAGACCUCUGUAUGCAAAAGACUUCAUAUCCUGUUUAUGCAACACCUUUUUGUGACAAGAACUUUGAACCAAGGUCUAUAUGAUGGACUUAACCUAAAACUGUCUGGAAAACGAAACAACUUUUCUACACGUUGAGUGUCAGCCGUCGGAUCAUUCAAAACUGAACCUAGAUGCAGUGCAAUCUAAUGUAACGCGGUGUUAAUGAUUUUUAAGUAUGCAUUUGAUACUCUGAUUCUAUCUUCUAAUCUCACUGAAUCAAAUAACUGAAGGAGUUGUAUUGUAGUAAUUAGAGAUGUAGAAAAUACUGAUCAUGUUAAGAAAAUUUGAUGUUGUGGUGGCCAAUGACUGGAGAUUACUGUGCAGAGAAAGAAAACGCUCAAAUUGCAUCAGGACAUAGAACACAGGGCCGUAACAUGGAACUGGCCUUUGCUUUGCGGUCUUAUUUUGCUCUUACAUUUGUGAGCCAUGAUGGUGCAGAGGUGACUGCCUUUAGGUGAAAUGGUAACACAGGGUGUAAACACUUGUGACAUAAAUACAGUAAAAGGGAAUCACAUUUCUACAUUAUGUGUAACUACAAACAUUUCAUCAACUCUCAUCAUCCGGUAUGUCCCUCGUCUGAUGUUGUAACGCAGUGUGUCGACUACGGUUUCCUUGCUGUUUUUCUAUUUGUGACUGCUUUGUGACCACGGCCAUUUGGGAGCCUGUGAUCGUAGAUGUACCAUCGCAGUGUCAUCAGCCUCCAUGAUUUUCCACCUGUGGUUGAUUCAAAAGUCUUCAGAAUCUUUUGUACAACCUGUUUGUAAUAAAAGAAAAGCUAAAGCCAUAUGUAAAAAGACUAAAUAAAGGCCAGUUUUUUAAUAAUUGGA